This is a messenger RNA of Elephantulus edwardii (Cape elephant shrew), 978 nucleotides long. It is a transcript of the gene DUSP13B, whose product is annotated as dual specificity phosphatase 13. Gene Ontology annotation, cellular component: cytoplasm. The record is from RefSeq and is a predicted model, not a curated record. Gene Ontology annotation, biological process: negative regulation of MAPK cascade; protein dephosphorylation. Bases 1 to 978 code for a protein of 325 amino acids. Lineage: Eukaryota; Metazoa; Chordata; Mammalia; Macroscelidea; Macroscelididae. Gene Ontology annotation, molecular function: MAP kinase phosphatase activity; protein tyrosine/serine/threonine phosphatase activity. The transcript has 6 exons.
AUGGGUCUUCCCCAACCGAGGCUUCCUCCGCCAGCUCUGCCGCCUGGACCAGCAGUUGCAGGGUGCAGGCCAGAGCUGAGGGGCCAGAACUGGCCCUUACUCUCUGCCACGGGACUCUACCACUUUGCUACUCUGGCAUUGGCCCUCCUGUUGUUGCUGGAGCCCCUGCAACAGGCAGAUGCCUGGAAGAUGGAGAGAACUUGGGGUGGAGCCUGCCCUACAGCCUGUUGCUGCCAUCUGCCUGUCACCUGCACCCCUCUCAACCGCUACCUUCAUGCCCCACAGAAACAGCGUCAAGUGUGCAGAGACAGGCGGCUGGAAGCCAGCAGCACAAACUCUCCAUCAGUGAAGACCACAGUCUGGACAAGAUACUCCUCCAGGAUGGAUGCAGUGCAGAAGCAGGACCUCCGGAGGCCCAAGAUCCAUGGCGGAGUCCGAGUGGCCCCCUACCAACCGCCUACUCUGGCCUCAUUGCAGCGGCUGCUGUGGGUCCACCGGACCACCACGCUGACCCACAUCAAUGAGGUCUGGCCCAACCUCUUCCUGGGAGACGCGUAUGCGGCCCGGGACAAGAGCAAGCUGACCCAGCUGGGAGUCACCCACGUCGUGAAUGCUGCUGCGGGCAAGUUUCAAGUGGACACAGGUGCCAAGUUUUACCGUGGGAUGUCCUUGGAAUACUAUGGCAUCGAGGCGGAUGAUAACCCCUUCUUCAACCUCAGUGUCUACUUUUUGCCUGUCGCUCAUUAUAUCCGAACAGCGCUCAGUACUCCUCAAGGCCGAGUGCUGGUUCACUGCGCCAUGGGGGUGAGCCGCUCUGCCACGCUGGUCCUGGCCUUCCUCAUGAUCUAUGAGAACAUGACACUGGUGGAGGCCAUCAAGACGGUGCAGGCCCACCGUGACAUCUGCCCCAACUCGGGCUUCCUCCGGCAGCUUCAGGUGCUGGACAACCGACUGGGGAGGGAAACAGGACGACUCUGA